UUGCACUUUUCAAUCUCAUUCCUUUCAUCCUUCCUAAUUCCUAUCUCUUUGAAUUACCAUGAAUUUCUUCCCUUAAAAAGGGCAGAAUAUCCUUCAAUCCAUCUUAUUAGUGGUAUAGAAAAAAAAUAGCUUGAAAUUUCAUAUUUUCUAAAAAAAAUAAAAAAAAAAGAAGAUAUUUUGAUAGCAUAAAGAAAGAAAGUGGAAGAAUUUGUUGUUGUUAUAGUAGAGAAGAGUAGAUAUUGUUGGAAAGUUAUGAGCUUUCAAAUUGGGAAAUUUUAAUUGGGAAAUUUUUUAGGGUUUCUUUCCAUAUGUAAAUGCAUCAAAAGAAAUCUGAAGUUCAGAUCGGAAAAGAAAGCAGUGGCAUCUCUUCCGAUUUCAACCCAAGUCCACCACUUCUAUUUCCAUCUUUAAUCACCCAAAAACAUACUCAAAAUCCCAAUAAUAAUAAUAAUAAUUACCCUAAUAAUCAAAUUCUUCAUUUGCAAAAUUACCCAUCUUUGAUUUCUUCAAUUAACCCUAAUUUUCAUGGUUUGAAGCCUAUUCAAGUAACAAAUGAGCCGAAUUUUGGGUGUAUUCAAUCCCCAUCUUCAUCAGCGACAACACCUAAAAACCCCCUUUUGUCAACUCCUCAUAAAAGGCCAUUGAUGAACCCUAGUGCAUCUAUUGUUAAGUCACCAACUUUACCUUUAUCACUUAAUAAUUACCCUUUUUCUUCAACUCCCACAUCGAAUUUGAAGUAUUUGUCAUUGAAUUCAAGGUGCGCAUCUUUGUUGUUGGUGUUUUCGACGGCAAAAUCGGUUGUUUCUCGUGUUGUACGCCGUUUUCGGCAUUUUCGCCGUCAUAGGGUUCAUCUUAGACUCGUUCUUCUUCUUGCUUUGCCUUUCUUUUACUUCUUGGUAUCACAUCCUAGUCACUCUUUCAUUCUUGAUUUUCUUUCUGCAUUCGCUUUUUCUGCUGCGCUUUUGUUUUCUUUGAAUCUUGCUCUUCCUAGACUUCCUUCAAUUAGGGUUUUCCUGAAUAGAUCAUUUCCUUUUCCUAUUAAGCUAUCAACCCCAAGAUCAGCUUCCCGGCCUUUGCCUGUGUUUUGGUCAAUUGGUUCUAGGUCAAAGGUUGACAAGAAAGUGAGUUCAGGAUGUUGGGUUCAAGUUUAUAGUAAUGGAGAUGUGUAUGAAGGUGAAUUUCACAAAGGAAAGUGUUCUGGUAGUGGGGUGUACUAUUACUAUAUGAGUGGAAGGUAUGAAGGGGACUGGGUUGAUGGAAAGUAUGAUGGGCAUGGAGUCGAAACGUGGGCUCGUGGGAGUCGGUAUAGAGGACAGUAUAGGCAAGGUCUUAGACAUGGGUUUGGUGUGUAUAGAUUUUAUACAGGAGAUGUGUAUGCAGGUGAAUGGUCUAAUGGGCAGAGCCAUGGUUGUGGGAUACAUACUUGUGAGGAUGGUAGCCGAUAUGUUGGCGAAUUCAAGUGGGGCGUUAAGCAUGGUCUUGGUCACUACCAUUUUAGGAAUGGGGAUACGUACGCCGGUGAAUACUUCGCCGAUAAAAUGCAUGGAUUUGGUACGUAUAAAUUUGCAAAUGGCCAUCGGUAUGAAGGCGCCUGGCACGAGGGUAGAAGGCAAGGGCUCGGAAUGUACACCUUUAGAAAUGGAGAAACGCAAGCAGGCCACUGGCAUAAUGGGAUUCUCGAUGUCCCAAGCACACAAAACGCUGCCUGCCCCGUAUCUCCCGUUGCUGUUAAUCAUUCCAAAGUACUAAAUGUUGUCCAGGAAGCAAGACGAGCAGCAGAGAAAGCGUACGAUGUUGCCAAGGUUGAUGAGCGAGUAAACCGGGCAGUUGCUGCUGCUAACCGAGCGGCAAAUGCAGCUAGAGUGGCAGCAGUCAAAGCUGUUCAAAAACAAAUGCACGAUGACACCAAACACGACCACAAAACAACUCCACUUCCAAUUGUGUGACGGGCAAGUUUAUCGUAGUCAAUCUUCGAGUCGUCUGUUAAUAUAGAAGCAGCUGAAGCGAGUGAUUAUCACACAGAUAUCUUCCUCAUUUCUGCAAUCGGCUUUAGACUUACCUUUGCUUUCUUACCUCGAGAGGGUUUUAACGCGUAUUGCUGAAAUCGACUUACAUUUUUAGUUGGCUUUUCCGAUGUUACUUCCCAAUUCCCAUUUGUAUUUUCUUCGUUUCUUAGCUUAUAGAAUAUUGGAGGAGGUAGGGGUUGGUGUUUAGUUUUAUCGUUCCUGGUUUCGGUAUAUGUAUAAAAAUUGUAAUAGGAGCUGGUGCUUAGGUCAAAACCUUAAUCCGGCCGGUGUUGUAUCAAUCUGAAAUUUGGUUUUGAUAUACAAAUAUCUGGAAAAAAUUCAUGUAAAAACUUGUUUCUUUUUCUUCCUUUCGUUCAAUGAAAUUUCCAACAUUCUCGAUUCCA
Messenger RNA from Amaranthus tricolor (Joseph's coat), 2410 nucleotides. RefSeq lists its product as uncharacterized. NCBI's taxonomy places the organism in Eukaryota, Viridiplantae, Streptophyta, Magnoliopsida, Caryophyllales, Amaranthaceae. The coding region runs from base 315 to 1946 and encodes 543 amino acids. The record is from RefSeq and is a predicted model, not a curated record. The transcript has 3 exons.